Messenger RNA from Paramecium sonneborni, 996 nucleotides. Lineage: Eukaryota; Ciliophora; Oligohymenophorea; Peniculida; Parameciidae. The record is from the annotation of a GenBank genome assembly.
AUUCAGAAUAGAUUAAACAACUAUUUAUUGAUCCACAUAUGGCUUUUUAAAUGUUAUCAUCUAAUGGACAUGAUAUAGAUCAAUAAGAUAUCAAAAGAUUCAUUUCACUUAAUGAUGAAGAAAUUAAACAUUUAAUCACAUAAUUCAAUUCGAACUCUGAUGUACGAUUUACAUAUUCUGAGUAUUCUUUAUAUUAUUUAUAUAGCUUUGUCAAUUCUCUUAAACUUAAUAACAAUACACAUGUCAAAGAUGUCCUUAUCAAACUAUUGUAAUAGGAGGCAAUUAAUUAUAAGUAAAUUCUUUGUGUUUUCCAUAGAUUUUAGUAAAGUUUAAAUACUCAAAGAAGAUAACAAUUUCAAUCCAAAUGAAAUAUUUAAUUAAAUAGAUUAGUUUCGUAAAGGUUAUAUUACUCAAAGGACUUUAAAGAAAUCAACUAAUUUAUCUAACGACUACAUCUCAGCUUUCUUUAGAUUUCUCGAUAAAGAUAACGAUGGUAGAAUUUUUGAAAGUGAAUUUUUAUCAGCCUUCAAAUCCUCUUAAAAAUAACAAUUAGCUGUUUAAUACAAAGAUUUGAGAUAAAGUUAAGAAAAAGAAAAAUAAAUUAUUUAAUAAUGUUAGUAGAUCUAAUAAAAUCUUUAAAUUAGUGAAGAAAAAAAUAGUCAAUCAAGAAUUAAAUAAGUCUAACAGUUAUUAUAAAGUAGAUAGAAUCUUGAUCGCUCUAAGGGAUAAAAUUCAUAUUCAUCCUUAUUAAAAGUUAGAUAAUAAUUACUUCAAAUUGAUUACAUUAGAAGAAAUUCACAACGUGAAACUUUUGAAAGACUUCUCAAAUAUCAACAUUAAUUGAUUAAAAAUAUUAAAGAAAAAAAUGAAGAAACAACUUAAAAAUAAAAAAAUCUAAGUAGUCUCCAUGAUUAAUUAUAUACCAUGAGAACGUAAUAAGACUUAAGUCUUAAAAGAAAAAGAGAGUAUAGUAUUCAUAGCUAAUCUUAAUUAUGA